Molecule: messenger RNA, 921 nt
Organism: Diabrotica balteata
Lineage: Eukaryota; Metazoa; Arthropoda; Insecta; Coleoptera; Chrysomelidae
Source: the annotation of a GenBank genome assembly
AUGUGGGGGGGGGGGGGGGAGGGAAGAGGUUGCAAAAUUUUUCAGAAGAGCGAAGGCAGAAAAAACAACACGAAACUAAAAGCUAGCAAAAGAAUCUUCUACAUGGUAUUAGAAUCAGAAAAGGUUUCCAUCUUUAAACCUCGGAAAGACCAGUGCGAUGUGUGUGUUUCCUACAAAGAACGACAUACAUCCAAAGAAGAUUACAAACUUCACAUUCUGAAAAAGAAUGAAGCUAUGAUUGCUAAAUCAGACGCUUUGAGCUUGACGGUCGUUUCAGACGUAUUGGUUAUUACUAUGGAUAAAUUGCAACUGCACAAUUUUUCUAUAUACUUAAAUAACACACAAGAUGUACACCUAUACGUAUGGCAUGAGGCGAAUGGUGGAGUGACGUCCAAUGAAUUCACAAGCUGCAUCGUAGAUUUCUUAAAAAAGCAAACGGCAUAUAAAAAGUUCAUAUUAAUUUCAGACGGAUGUUCCUACCAAACCAGAAACAAAGUCUUGGCGUCUGCUUUGGCAAACCUCUCGAAGACCCAAAAUGUCGAAAUAGAGCAAAUAAUACUCGAAAAAGGACACACAAUGAUGGAGGUCGACAGUGUACAUUCUACGCUAGAGAAGAAAUUCAGAAAUUUCGUUAAGACUUUCUCUCUUAUAAUAGAUUUUUCUAAAAAUACCUGGCUUACCGGCGAUAAUGAUCCACAAACUUUUACCGAUAUCGAUAAUGAGCUCGAUGAAAUAUCUUUAUGUACUAUCGAUCAUUUAAACCCUAGUCAGAGAUAUGUCGCGACUAGUACUAUCGAAUCCUUCUCCCAAGUUAGCAAUAUAAAUGGAUUAGGCCACACGGAUAAAAUCCAAAUGAAUAUUGAUACUGGAGACGCGAAACCUUUCAAAAAACGCCCGUUUCCCAUGUCUCCAUAUAUGUAA